AUAACACCCCUAAGGGCCCUAACACAUCCCCAUUCUUCCUUCUAUCACCGCUGCUCUCCCCUUGGCAUUAAUGUAUGUACUGUACACACACAUAUAUAUAUAUAUAUAUAAGACGCGAUUCAGCAGGUUAAUGUUAGUAACUAUAUGGACAAGUUGGUCGAGCCAAAGGCUAUCUGGCGGCUUGCCCCACGCCUUAACCAGUCUCCAACUCCGCCGAGUCGUCCAACAUCUCGUGCUCGGCGUCAUGAGUACUCUCCACGUCCGCCACAACCACCAUCAUUACCAUUUCUGCUCCGCGCCUCCCUCUUCCUUUUCUUCAUCUUCCCUUCUCCUCUUCAUCGGCUGAAUUUAUCCCCAUCUUCCCCCCAAUCUACCAUACUUUCACUCACUUGUCCCCCCUAUUGCCGGAUUGUAAAGCCUGAUUCAUUCUCUGAGCGGCCUGGAAAAUCCUAGAAUCGCACUAAAUAGAUCACACGAAAUUCUGUUCGAUAUCCUCGUUGGACCUGACCUCCCGGUAUUCUGGACAAAAUUCGUACGGUAUGAUACGCGAUUUCGUCCUCAAACACGUCCUAUCCACGGACCUCCUCGACACGGAGAGCGAUAGCCAAGCGGCCUCGAAGCCAUCUGAUCAACCACAGCACCCAAAGUCAGGGCGAUAUAUAGGUGCCAUUGACCAAGGCACCACUUCAUCGAGGUUCAUUAUCUUUGAUGACGAAGGCAAUCUAGUGGCUUCCCAUCAGGUGGAACUAAGUCGCAUUUGCGAGCGUUCUGGGUGGCAUGAACAGGACCCAGAAGAAAUAGUCUCCUCGGUGGAGAAAUGCAUUGAACAGGCAACCAGGGCCUUUACCUCCAAAGGUUUCUCAAUCGCAGAUAUUCAGACAAUAGGUCUAACCAGCCAACGCGAAACCACAGUCGUAUGGGAUUGGGAGACGGGAAAACCGCUAAAUAAUGCGAUCGCAUGGCCAGACACGCGGACCACAUCGUUGGUUAGAGAGCUAAAGUCAAAAGAGGGGGCGGACAAGCUGCAAGAGAUAUGUGGGCUUCCACUCUCAACUUAUUCUUCCUCUGCCAAGCUGGUUUGGCUCCUUCGAAAUAUCCCUGAUGUGAAAAAGGCAUACGACGAUGGUCGAUUAGCAUUCGGAACUGUUGAUACUUGGCUCAUCUACAAUCUAAACGGCGGGAAAAAGAACGACGUCUUCGUCACAGAUGUGACCAAUGCCUCUAGAACCAUGUUCACAAAUCUGCACUCUCUCAAGUAUGAUGAGACCUUGCUUAACUUUUUUGAGAUUGAUCGCUCGAAAAUAAAGCUCCCGAAAAUUAUUGCUUCUGCCCACGAAUCGGCAUUUGGUUCAAUGGCGGCUGGCCCCUUGAAAGGCAUCAAAAUAACGAGCUGUCUUGGAGACCAAUCCGCUGCAUUGAUUGGCCACUGUGCUUUCUCGCCUGGCCAAGCUAAAAACACUUACGGGACCGGCUGCUUCCUUCUCUAUAAUGUGGGGAAGUCACCCGUAAUAUCUAAGCAUGGUCUACUUGCAACAGUUGGAUAUCAAUUAGGCGAAUCACCUGUAUAUGCCUUGGAAGGAAGUAUUGCGGUUGCUGGAAGUGGUGUCAGCUUUCUAAUGAACAACUUAGGCUUCUUCAGGGAUGCAAGGAAAAUCAACGACGAAGCUGCCACUGUGCCUGAUUCGGGUGGAUGUGUAUUCGUUACUGCUUUCAGCGGAUUAUUUGCUCCUUACUGGAUUGAUGAUGCAAAAGGCACAAUUUUCGGCAUCUCUCAGCACACGCAACGAGGACACAUAGCCAGGGCAACAUUGGAAGCUGUGUGCUUCCAGACCAAAGCAAUCCUAGAUGCAAUGGAGAAAGACAGCGGCGAGAAGCUGAAGGAGCUGACGGUCGAUGGCGGGCUGUCUGCUAGCGACAUAUGCAUGCAGUCCCAAUCGGAUAUUAUCCAAAUGCCAAUUGAACGGCCACGGAUGCACGAGAUUACCGCGCUAGGUGCUGCUAUUGCGGCGGGAUACGCGAUUGGCAUCUUUAAGGACCUUGAUGCAUUACGAGGAAUGAACAAGUCGAGUAGGACGGUCUUCAAACCCCAAAUAACUGAAUCAGAAAGCUCGAGGAUGUAUAAACAAUGGUCGAAAGCCGUCGAAAUGUCUCGAGGUUGGCUAGACAAUAAUGCAAUCCAGUCGAUGUGAUUGUUGAACAAUGAACGAACGAUUGUUUUGUUGGUGGAGUUGUUUGUCCACGUCCACUCACCUUUGUUUUUUUAUAAUAUCUUUGUCAAGCAUAGCAGGUAGGAUGCUCCUUUGGAUACCCAUAUUCUCAUUUUUAAUUUUCCUUUUGCGAAUAUACCUUUCUCGUGUAGAUGCUUAAUAGUCAGUUGUUCUAUUCUUGGUUUGAUGCAAAUGUUCGUAAUAGAUUGGUUCCCGUUGCACUGGUUCUGCCGCUCUGCACUCCGAAAUUGUGAAAGAGGCCGCCUUGUGUCGUUGUGUCAGCGUGUUAGAUAGCCACGGGGUGUUAUCUGAUAAGGUUGUGCUUAGGUUGUGCUGGAUGUUUACUACAUGGCAUAAGACGAGUCUCGUUGGAGGCAGGGGGGAGGGGGGGUGCCUUUCGCUUUUCUGCUCGUUCCGCGUUCCUCGGACAGCAUUCUUGUGAUUCCUGAAGUCCAUCCUCGCCUUCUCACUCCGUGAUUACGACUCGGUUACAACAUCGAAUGAUCGUUUGCCUGCGUCUCAGUGGACUGUGUCGACCGCACGACCGCAAUUGGGCUAGUUGGUCGGUAACGUCGAUGCACAAGGAGGGAAUAUCUGCACGAUAACAGGGUUUACAAGCAUUCGGAAACAGGCCUGUUGUGCCGGGGAUUAAGCAAUCAGAGUUAAAGGAUAUUCCCCUUCUUGUUGGUGACAAAACAGUACUUAGCUUGGUGUCCCGUCGGUGGCAAGGAGCUAUUUCUCAUAUCAAGAGAAGGAGAAAACCACCUUAUGCAUGCAGGGCGCGGCGGGUGGGUGGAAGAGACAAGAAUUGAAUCUUCAACCUUUAGCCCUGCAUGAAUCAUAUUACUUACUACAGCGAGCUGUUUGACUCUCAAAAGCAAAAGGGGAAACAAAAGAAACAAAAACGCCACGACGGACGGCUUCUCCCGCGCAGGCCAGUUUGGGACGCCGGGACAACAAGCCUUAGGGAAGGGGGGCGGAUCUCCGCCAUGACUGAUAAACCCUGCUAGUUGAAGCUCCGCACUCUUAUAUUACCUUCCCAUUUGUUCGUUUGGCAAUGAUAGUGUGAACUGCCGGUUUCGUUUUACUUUGUCUCUUAACUGAUCACUCAGCACGCAUGCUCGGAAGCUAGUUACCACCUUCGGUCCUUGUGCUGGAAAGUUUCCAAGAUUUGGUCUUAAUGAUAUACUUCCCUUACAUAUCUUCGUUGUGUUCCACAGCAGCGAGCGGCUUUUGUUUCCUGGUAUAUAUGGACUGGAACCUACGAUAUGGAUAGGUUCAGCGUCAUUAUCCGAACCGGAGGAAAUACGCUGAGCUCUCUUGAGAGGCAACAACCACUUCAGCGUUGCAUGUUUAAGGAUGUUUCCCUUGCACCUGGGCCAUCAAAUUGACCUUCAUUUGUUUUCCGCUGAGAGAAAUCAUUUAAAAGGCAUGGAUCAGAACCGCUACUGCUCCUGCUCAAAUUUGUCUCCUAGCAGCCAGUACCUCUGACUUACCACUCAUACGCCUAGCUAAGAACAAAGCCUUGUUUUCGUUACCACUUUUACAUAGGAAAGAUGUGCGAUUAUAGAGAGUUGACUCACAGUUGUGGUCACAAGUUGUACUUGGUUUACGCCUGGUGCUCCGAAUAUCAUCAAACACAGAUACGAUGCCCGCCAAAUGUGAUCUCGCGGGAAACCGCUCCGAAAGAAUGCAGUACGUAAAUUCCGUCGUCCGUCAUCUGCUCGACCUUCACCCCUCGUCCCUUAUCGGCAGUGUUUGAUUUGUGCUCACUGGAGACACACAAUGUGCUGUAUAUGUUGGGAAAAUAUGUUGUGAACAUGGCCAAACCUACGUUAUGACUGUACCUCAAGUAUUAAUUGAUCAUUUUUGUCCCUAGGUUCCUGUGCGGAAUCGAAGAAAAGAAGAUCCGUGCCUUCGUCUUCGGGCCCCUCCACCUCGUCAUGAAAAAGAAAACCCGAUAAUUCCCCCCUUGAAAAAUGUGACCGAGAAAAUUUUUCCUCAUAGCUACCACCAUCAAUGAUUCCUGCAUAAAAUUUUGCAUUAUUUCGUCACCCCACCAGUUCUCCUCUCUUCAUGACAUCGAUACGAACCUACUAAUUAACAAGGUGAGAUCAAAUCGGCCGGCGGGUGGUCUUGAACCCUGCUUUUGUCAACUGGGCCUAUUUGGGGUGCUGGCAGUUUUUCAGGGUCUGGCUGGCUCAAGCCGUGGUCAAAAAUAAUGGUGCAACUCCGGACAACGCACGACAUAGGCGACAAAGAGUUGACGGGGAAAAGAAAACCAAGGCUGAUUGAAGAUGUCGAUCCGUUUUUGUCCAAUCACAGUGUUCUCCUGUUUUACUUUUUUCUCGCUUUGUCUUUUCUUUUUGGUUUAUUUUUAGGGGCCGGCAUAUUUCGCUACUUUUAGUUUGGCUUUUUCUUUUUUUGGUCCCUUUCUGCAAUUUGUAGGUCACACAAGUACGGAGUAAAAGGGGCCAUUAUUGAUGUUUUUUCCUCUGUCUAGAUUUUUGGGUUAUUGCCCUUUCUUAAUGUCGGGCUUUUGACCAUCUUCCCCCAUUACUCCUAAAAUUUACUCUCUUGCAAAUCGGAAUUUGUUUGGGCUUACACUUUCUUUUCCCUAUUAUCUUUGCUGAGGAGCUCGAUUACCGCUCUGUUUCUGACAUCUGUGGUCUCAUGGUAGAGGUUUUCUAUCUCCACCACUCCCAAGAGAUACGGGCCCCCUAUUUGCAUUCCUGCCUAUCGCUAUCGUCGUUGUAGUUCUCCUCGUCAUCCCUCCCUCCCUUCUCUCCUCACGUUCUUAUCUGGAGGGAAAAAGGGGAAUUGGGAAAGUUGGGAAAGGUAAAAAGAAACAAGGAGCAACGAGGAAGAAAGAAAGGGAAUAGGCAUAAGACACAUUAUGACGAUUAAUGAAUAUGGCACCCGCCACCAAACCUUCUUUCCCUCCUCUGCCUGCUCCUCGCACUCCCCAUCAUCGUCUCACCCGCCCUGAAGGGGGGGGGGGGAAUAAAGGAGCAUAGGGCAAAAAAAAAAAAAAAACCACAUGUAAGGGAUUGUAUUUCUAACAAGUAGUGCGCGAAUAUCCCCAUCGAGGUUGGUGCGUCCUACUUUGAGAUGGGCUCUUUUUUCCCCUUUUUAUUUUCAAUGUGGUUUUGUAUGUAAUUUUCCCCUUACUUUUCUGCUGGUUUGAUACCCCACGUCCUCUUCACAAAAUACGACACAUGCGUUUGCGGCACUGUUAUCUCGUUCCAUAUUUUCUCCGGUGCACCUACUAAAGCUUUCAGCCAAUACCCCCGAAGAUCUAGUCCUCUACCUGGGCAAGAUAGCAACUUCCUUUCUUGUCCUUCCCCCCCUUUUCACUCGAUUUAUCAUUUUUCCUUCUCCAUCUACGCCUCGUUCAAGCCUUAGGCACGCACAGACACAUGUGCGCUGCAUACUAAGCGUGGGGUAUCCCACCCCGGGUCCCCCUCCGGUUCUUCCACAAGGGAGACAUCAGAAAAGUCAUCCAAUACCACCUCAAUGUCCCUCGCUUCCACCCAGACUAACAUCUAAUCCACCUGCACCCGCACAGAUAGGAAGAAGACCCGUGCGGUCAGCGGCUAGCCAGCAGUAGCCUACACAAUUUUUGUCGAUGAGAAACGGGAUCAGGGGCUUGCAGACUGGGCACACUUACAUGCAUGCAUGUAUGCAUGCAUGUAUGUUGUAUGCACGCAAGCACGCACGCAGGAGGAUCCAGCGGGGCCAGGCUUCAAGCCUUCAACUUUUGAGACUGGAACCGAGGGGUUGCUGUUGGUGGCGGUGGACGGGGUGGACGGAUCGGGGAGCGAGGGGCCGGGCCGUAUGAAGGUUUUUGAUAUAUGAUAGGUUGCAUUUGUUCCAUUUUCAAUGUAGGAAAGUGAACUGGGCACUGCCCCUCCUCUCCCCCAGCGUCUAGUGCUUAUAUCUCUACCGUUUUCUAAGUGACUAGAUUGUAGAGGGGUCCUGAUCUAGGUUUGAUGUAAGGGAAAGGCUCUCAAGAUGUUGUUGUGGAGAUGAUAAGGUGAGUGCUCAUACAAUUUGUAUGAAGGGGAGAAUGUAUAGUACAUGUAUGUACAAGGGAUAAAGUUAACUAGUUUCUUCCCGUUUCACUUGUCAACAGGGUCAAUCUUAUCAGUAGAGGGAGAAUAUCAACUAUCUACCCUAGCAGGUAGUUCUCAAAUAUAUCCUUCUCACCCUAAUCCUU
This is a messenger RNA of Blastomyces gilchristii SLH14081, 6426 nucleotides long. Its product is annotated as glycerol kinase. Gene Ontology annotation, biological process: triglyceride metabolic process; glycerol metabolic process; glycerol-3-phosphate biosynthetic process. Lineage: Eukaryota; Fungi; Ascomycota; Eurotiomycetes; Onygenales; Ajellomycetaceae. Gene Ontology annotation, cellular component: mitochondrion. The coding region runs from base 540 to 2189 and encodes 549 amino acids. Gene Ontology annotation, molecular function: glycerol kinase activity. The transcript is spliced from 4 exons. The record is from RefSeq and is a predicted model, not a curated record.